AUGGCUCAAAGAUUCAAUUUUUAUCUCCCAAUUGCGCUACUGCUUCUUCUCUGCUUGCGGGAAUCCUGUUGCACCUCAUUGAAUUAUCUCAAAAGUUCCAUGAUUAAGGAUAAAACAGAAGAUGUACUUUUGCCCAAUACUUCCCCUACUUCAAGUCCUCAGCCCUUUCUUCCUCUACUUGCACCUUCUCCGUUGAUACCAUUCACGAAUAGCACUGUCCCCAAGUUAUCUGGACUUUGUACCUUGAACUUUACUGUCAUCACAAGCAUGAUGCGAGUGACAUCAAUUGAUUGUAUGGCUGCAUUUGCACCAUUUCUAGCUAAUGUUGUGUGCUGCCCACAAUUGGAAGCCACGCUAAGCAUUCUGAUAGGUCAAUCUAGUAAAGAUACUGAUUCACUUGCUCUAAAUGGGACUCUUGCAACGCAUUGCCUUUCAGAUUUUGAGAAGAUUCUGGUGGGUCAGGGGGCCAAUGAGGAUCUAUUUAAGAUAUGCCCUAUUCGCCCAUCAAACCUUACGGAAGGUUCUUGUCCAAUUAACAAUGUUAUUGAGUUUGAGAGCACAGUGGAUUCAGCUAACCUUCUUGCAGCCUGUGGGAAGAUUGACACUUUGAAUGAAUGUUGUGAGCAAGUUUGUCAGAAUGCAAUAGUGGAAGCUUCUAGCAAGCUUGCUGAAAAGGCUUAUAAUCUCGUGAGCCUGUAUGGAUCCCACGUGAUGUCUGACCUUUCAACUAGGGUUAAUGAUUGCAAAAAUAUUGUCCUCAGGUGGCUUGCUAGUAAACUUGAUCCUUCUCAUGCAAAAGAAGUUCUUCGAGGACUGUCUAGUUGCAAAAUUAAUAAAGUUUGCCCUCUGAAUUUCCCCAACAUGAGCCAUGUCAUAAACGGCUGCAAUGAUGGAAUAAGUAACCAGACAGAAUGCUGCAACGGCGUGGAGAGCUAUGUGUCUCUCCUGCAAAGGCAGAGCUUCAUCACCAACUUGCAGGCUUUAAAUUGUGCUGCCUCGCUUGGAGUAAAAUUACGGAAAGCAAACAUUACCAAAAAUGUUUAUAGCCUAUGUCAUAUUAACCUCAAGGACUUCUCCCUUCAAGUAGGUACAAAAGAGUCAGGAUGCCUUUUGCCAAGCUUGCCAUCAGAUGUAGUACUAGACAAAUCGUCGGAGGUUAGCUUCGUCUGUGAUUUGAACGAUAACAUUCCAGCACCUUGGCCUUCUACAUCUCAAUUAGCAGAUUCGUCGUGCAACAAGACUGUCAAGAUUCCCGCACUUCCUGCAGCGGCAUCUGUACAAAGCAGUCGACACGGCAUAAACACAAUGAAUUUUCUUCUACUUUUGAUGGUCUAUGCUGCCCUCAUGAUCAUGUAA
Molecule: messenger RNA, 1356 nt
Organism: Fraxinus pennsylvanica
Lineage: Eukaryota; Viridiplantae; Streptophyta; Magnoliopsida; Lamiales; Oleaceae
Source: the annotation of a GenBank genome assembly